Molecule: messenger RNA, 453 nt
Organism: Dracunculus medinensis (Guinea worm)
Lineage: Eukaryota; Metazoa; Nematoda; Chromadorea; Rhabditida; Dracunculidae
Source: the annotation of a GenBank genome assembly
AUGUCGAAUGAAAAUUCAAAAGAUUUUUAUUUACGAUACUAUGUUGGGCAUAAAGGAAAAUUUGGCCACGAAUUUCUUGAAUUCGAAUUUCGUCCAGACGGAAAAAUGCGUUAUGCAAAUAACAGUCAAUACAAAAAUGAUACUCUUAUUCGGAAAGAAGCAUGUGUGAGCAAAAUUGUGCUCGAUGAAUUAAAGCGGAUUAUUGAUGAUUCUGAAAUUAUGCAAGAAGAUGACGCAACAUGGCCAGAACCUGAUCGGAUUGGACGUCAAGAACUUGAAAUACUCCGCAAUAAAGAACAUAUUUCGUUCUUAACUGGUAAAAUUGGAUCUGCUGCGGACGUAAAUAAAAGCAACGACCCCGAGGGCUUACGCUCCUUUUACUAUCUGGUCCAGGAUCUCAAAUGUCUCGUAUUUUCCUUAAUUGGAAUGCAUUUCAAGAUCAAACCAAUUUAA